AUGUAUGUGGAUCCUCAAAGGAACAACAGAGUUCGGAAUUUGAGUCUCCCAACCGUGCAAAAGAGAGAGGAGAUCAUGAGUGGACACGAGAGUGGGAACAGCAAGUGUAGCGGCGAGCAGCAGCACGAACAUCUUACGUUGAAGAAGCUGACUGAACAAAUACGAGAGGCAGAGAAAAACAGGGAGGCACAUAAUAAGGAGCAUUCGGAGGCUGGGACGGAGGGGGUGCUGCAGAAGAAAGCUGCGGAUCCAAUUAUGCGUGGGAGGCCCACUUCGGGGAAAUACUGCUUGAACGACUUCCAAAUAUUGCGAACUUUAGGGACAGGCUCCUUCGGCAGGGUUCAUCUGGUGCGUUCUAAUCACAACGGCCGUUUCUAUGCUUUGAAAGUACUGAAGAAACGCACUAUCGUGAAACUGAAGCAGGUGGAACACACGAACGACGAGCGGAGAAUGCUUUCUAUUGUAUCUCACCCGUUUCUGAUCCGUAUGUGGGGAACGUUCCAGGACUCGGAGCAAGUGUUCAUGGUAAUGGACUAUAUCGAGGGCGGAGAGCUUUUUUCUCUGUUGCGUAAGAGCCAAAGGUUUCCGAACCCGGUAGCGAAGUUCUAUGCGGCGGAAGUGUGCCUGGCUCUGGAGUACUUGCAUGCCAACGAUAUCAUAUAUCGAGAUUUGAAACCGGAGAAUAUAUUGCUUGACAGAAACGGCCACAUUAAGAUUACCGAUUUUGGAUUCGCAAAAUAUGUGCCGGACGUCACAUACACCUUGUGCGGCACGCCGGACUACAUCGCCCCGGAAGUAAUAAGCACGAAGCCUUACAACAAGUCAGUAGAUUGGUGGAGUUUUGGGAUAUACAUAUAUGAGAUGCUGGCGGGAUACACGCCCUUCUACGAUGCUAAUGCCAUGAAGACUUACGAAAACAUCUUAAACGCCGAACUAAAGUUCCCGCCGUUCUUCAACCACGACGCUCAAGACCUGCUUUCCAAGUUGAUAGAGAGGGACCUGAGUAAGAGACUGGGAAACCUACAGAACGGGUCCGCCGACGUCAAGAACCACCCGUGGUUCAGUGAAGUCGUAUGGGAGAAAUUGUUGUCCAGAAACAUAGAGACGCCCUACGAGCCACCAAUUCAACAGGGACAGGGUGACACCUCGCAGUUUGACAGGUAUCCUGAGGAGGAAAUCAACUACGGAGUGCAGGGUGAAGAUCCGUAUUGCGACCUCUUCAAGGAGUUUUAG
Torulaspora globosa is the source of this 1233-nucleotide messenger RNA. Its product is annotated as cAMP-dependent protein kinase. The coding region runs from base 1 to 1233 and encodes 410 amino acids. Gene Ontology annotation, cellular component: nucleus; cAMP-dependent protein kinase complex. Gene Ontology annotation, molecular function: ATP binding; cAMP-dependent protein kinase activity. Gene Ontology annotation, biological process: peptidyl-serine phosphorylation. NCBI's taxonomy places the organism in Eukaryota, Fungi, Ascomycota, Saccharomycetes, Saccharomycetales, Saccharomycetaceae. The transcript has a single exon. The record is from RefSeq and is a predicted model, not a curated record.